AUGACGUCGCUAAUGCCGAAUUGGUUAAUUCCAGAUAAACGCCAAUCACACGAAAAAUUCUUUUUCAAAACCAUAUCUCUUGCAGAAACUGCCGAAGCGGCAGCCGCUGGAGAAGUUGCGGCAGCGACCACAACCGAAGUGGCAGCGGACGCCUCCGAAGCAGCUGAUCGGAGAACGAUCAUCGGCGGUAUUAUUUCAGGCGCUACUAUAGCAGCAGCUGCUGCGGCAUUGGCAGCCGCAAUCACAAAGCAUAACGACGCUGUCAAAGUAGAAAAGCAAGCCCAAGAUGUCGUAAACGGCAACAAGACCGCGCUCAGGCAAAAACAGCUGACGAAAAAGCAAGCCGAAUUAAAGGUACAACACGAAAAGGAUGUAUUGGCAGUCAAACAGAAGCAGCUGAAGGAGGCACAAGAAAAAGAACAAGAUGCACAAGACGUAAAAGAUGUUUUGAACGCGGCUCAUGUCGGCAUCGAGAAGAUUGGAAAGAAAAUCAAGGAGAGAAAAACGAGCCGGACAAUUACAACGGCACAAAGAAAGGUAGGAAACUAUGCGUACCAAUUUAAUACAAAGACAAUAUCGUGCCCAGUUACGUACGUGUUGGGCGUAAAAAUGAAUUUUUAGGCAUGAUCAUUAAACUCCGGCAUGCUAAUGUAGGAAUAGCCAUAUACCAUAAGAUAAAAAAGUUUAUAUCAUUCAUACAGUACAGCAAUCGUAUUAAAAGUAAUGCAACCUUGGCUUGUAUUACGCCAUGCAUGUGAGGUAGUAUUUGAUUGUUCUCACCAGGCAAAUCUGAACUAAAAAUGAAGACAAAACAACAUUCACAUGCUUGACAAAACACACAAACUUUUAAUUCAAGCAAAUAUCUCACACUAUUUGUUGGUAUAACACACAGAGAGCACCUAUAUAUAUCUUACAAUUGAAGAUAAAAACUUAUUGAAUACCCGCCUUAGAAAGUUGUUCCUUUUGUCAUCUUUCUGUCAAAACUAUUGCUUCGAAGUGAUAUAAGUUUUAAAUUAAUGAAAAGAAUUUUAGGUAUUUCUUCGUAUCAAACGCUAUAUUUUUCAAAAUCAAAAACAUAAACAAAAAUCCACCGCUUUUCAAUUAAAUUUCUUCGGAGCGUGCGCGCAUCCUGUAAAUCAAGAUGGAGGGUAACUCGGUACCUGCACUGAACUCUCUAAGGGCCUGUCGCUGUGGGCAAAAGAUAACCCGGUUAGCGAGAAAACGUUUCGACAAGUUUACAAGCGAGAUGGUAUGAAAAUAAUAUGAAAAGUUACACUGCGUUCAUACGAGACAAAAAGUUUUACCGUGUACCGAGAUCUCGCCUGCUUGUUGACAGGCAAGAUCUCGGUGACCGGGAUGUUUUUCCCAUUUGAACACAACUUUCCAGUUUAGCGGGAUAACCCUCUGUCGUGUUAGCAACUUUUCAAUUCAAUUCAUGUUAAGUGCUACGUCAGAGCCGGAAACUUUACCCGGUAAGCGGGAUAACGUUUCUCCAUAUGAACAGAACAAAAAGUAUUUGGCUAGUCGAAAAGUUUUCUCGUUAACCGGGAUAACUUUUGCCCAUUUGAACAGGCCCUAUAGGGCCUAAAAUUCCUGGAACGAGAACUUGGUGGCCAUGUUUGAAGCCACUCAUGAUGGCACCUAAAGAAUUCGCGGAAACGAAAGCAAAACUCUAUUUUUAUGUUUCGACUUCUCAUGAUCACAUAAAUUUUCGUUUGUCUCACGGAUACGAGUUUGUUGGCUCAUGCAGAAUACAGAGUUGCUCAACUUUUGCCAAAGGCCUUUUUCGGCCUUUUUGCCUUGGCUUUUUUUGUUCACAUAAUUCAAAAUGGUUGAUUAUAUACAAGACUCGGGAAACGUUUUGCCAUUUCACAUUUCAAAAUACGAACGCAAGUUACAUUUGACUGAGUGACCAAACACCCGUUCGUUAAAGUAAAUUGGUUCACAACCUUCCAGUCUUUUCCAAAAAGAAAUUCCUAGCUUGGAUAUCUCGACCGGUGGAGACUAAGCCCUAUAUACUAGGCAAGACCAGGUCAAGAAUAGCGUGCUCGAUUUUUUUUAUCACGAUUGCAAUGAAAAUUAUCCUUAUUUCUCUCUAGAUUUAAGUUUGACGUGCAAGUUAAACGUAACAGAACAUGCAUGGUCCUUGAUAAUCACAACUAGAAUAGUCAACAACGGUCAUUUUGAAGACACUGAAAACAAUAAGGAAUAAUCUUUAAAAACGUAGAUAUAUAUAAUUUUAUAAUAAUAAAAAUAGUAAUAAUAAGAAGUGAAAUACUUUACAAUUACAUGUUGUCACUCAUUGCAUGGAACACCUUAAUGUGCACAAAACUAGUCCAGUUUAUCGAAUAAAUUAAAGGUUUCAUGCACUGAUUUGUUUGACUUAUUUCGCAAUCAAUGCGAAGCAAUAUACGUUUUUGCGUCUACUGUUGUCCAAGCAACCUAUGGCAGCUACGGUGACGUGUUUCUGAAUUCAAUGGGUUUGCAGUUUGUUUUGUCAAUGUAAGUCACGUGCAUGCGUAAGUCGUAUUUAGAAAUUAAGUCAUGGCCAUAUUGUAAACACUAGACUGGACUAGGUUUGGAAUGGACUCUGGACUUAAAAUUUCGUUCUAAAAACACUGCGCGGAAUAAAUAACUACAAACAGUACAUGAAUCUUCAGAGUACUGCCUCUAUAAUCAUUCAUAUAUAUUGUUGCUUCGUUCUUUAAAACCAUUGCGCGAACUAAACAAUUAACAGUACAUAACCUCCAAAGUACUGCCUCAUAAUCACACUUAUUUUUCAUAUUACUCGGUCUCCUUUGUUCUUUAGAGGAAAUUUAUUUAAUAUCCCCUGCCGGGUUAAGUGUGUGAAAAGCUGGGGGCGGCUUUUGAUUUCAACAGGGGAGAGCGGGGCUGAAAACAA
Molecule: messenger RNA, 2902 nt
Organism: Paramuricea clavata
Lineage: Eukaryota; Metazoa; Cnidaria; Anthozoa; Malacalcyonacea; Plexauridae
Source: the annotation of a GenBank genome assembly